Vicia villosa (hairy vetch) is the source of this 6575-nucleotide messenger RNA. Its product is annotated as calcineurin B-like protein 4. The record is from RefSeq and is a predicted model, not a curated record. Bases 173 to 847 code for a protein of 224 amino acids. Gene Ontology annotation, molecular function: kinase binding; calcium ion binding. Gene Ontology annotation, biological process: calcium-mediated signaling. The transcript is spliced from 6 exons. NCBI's taxonomy places the organism in Eukaryota, Viridiplantae, Streptophyta, Magnoliopsida, Fabales, Fabaceae.
ACGGCAUAUAAUAUAGCUAUAAUAUAGCUAAAGUGUAUUUUAUGUCUGCAUGUUGUUUUCACAUUUUCAUAUAUAAAUCAAACUAACAAACAACGUAGCUGAAUCACGUUGAAGUUUAGUGGUUCUAAAUUUUAGAAAAUUCUGAGUACGAAUUUUGUGGUAAUUCAAUUGAAUGGGUUGCUAUUGUUCAACUUCAAAUUCAAAGAAAGUUAAAACGCCAGGUUAUGAAGAUCCAACCGUUCUUGCUUCUGAGACACCUUGUGAGUAUCCACCAUCAUUAACUGUUACUGUGAGUGAAGUAGAUGCAUUGUAUGAACUCUAUUUGAAGUUAAGCAAUUCAAUUAUUCAAGAUGGUCUUAUUCACAAGGAAGAAUUUCAGCUAGCACUGUUCAGAAAUGAAAACCAAAAGAAUCUGUUUGCUGACAGGAUUUUUGACUUAUUUGAUGUAAAGCGCAACGGAGUUAUCGAGUUUGGUGAAUUCGUUAGAUCUCUUGGUGUUUUUCAUCCAAACGCACCUUUAGAAGACAAAAUUGCAUUUGCUUUUAGGUUGUAUGAUUUGAGACAAACAGGAUACAUUGAAAGAGAGGAGUUAAAGGAAAUGGUAUUGGCACUUUUGAAUGAAUCAGAUCUUUUUCUUUCAGAUGAGAUGAUAGAAUCAAUUGUGGAUAAAACAUUUAAAGAUGCUGAUACAAAAGAUGAUGGAAGAAUCGAUCAAGAUGAAUGGAAAGCUUUUGUUUCUCAACAUCCUUCUUUGAUUAAGAACAUGACUCUCCCAUAUCUAAAGGAUAUUACUAUGGCAUUCCCCAGUUUUAUUGCAAGAACAGAAGUUGAAGACUCAGAGCUGUGAGUAAUUGAGGAGUUUUCAUGCUUAUUCACUUGUGAAUUGUUAUUUCUAGUGCACUUUUACAUAUUUCUGUAUAUAUCUAUAUACACAGAGGAGAGACAGUAUAUAUUGGAGCAAGUAAUGUAAGUAUGGUUAUUAUGAUUAAUGUUUAAUAUGGUAAAGGACUAAUAGCAGUGCUUUCACAAGAAAUAGAAAAGUUUAGAGGAAAAUGACUCUUUGAGUGAUUAAGAUGGAAGAGAAAAAAGGAGAGAAAAACAAAGAAAGUAGAAAAAAGUAGAAAAUGAAAUGGCAAGAUUAUAAAAAGAGAUAGAGGUGUGAAUUCAUGAUUCCGGAUUGUAAAGGUCUUUUCUGUAAAGAGAGAAGGAUUGGUGGGGCCAAUUUUGUAAUGGUGAUGUUUAUAAAGGUGUCUACUUGUAGGGGUGCUCAAAACCAAACCAACCCAAUAGAAAACCGCAAACCAAACCAAACCAAACCGAAACCGCAAAAAACCGCAUUUGGUUCGGAUUAGUUUGGGUCAUUUUUUAACAAAACCGCAUGGUUCGGUUCGGUUUGCGGUUUGUAUUUUGUAAACCGAACCAAACCGAAUCAAACCGCAUUAUGUUACAACUUAAAAUUUACUUAACUCACAUCCAACCCAAACUUAAACCUAUUAUACAUUAGCCUAAUGAUUACGAACAAUUUUCUCAUUCUUACACAUAUAAUUUCAGUCCUGAUCGCCUCAAAUCUCUAAUAACAUUAUCGCACCUUCUUUGCCACCUACAUCUUCUCUCUUCUUCUAUAGUCUCUGUACUCUCUUAUAUUCUUUCUUUUUCAACUUCUCAUUUUUAUAUAAAUGUUUUGUAUUUCAGUUUCAUUUUUAUCGCACAUCUUCUUAUCUAAUCUCUCAACACUUUUUCUUUUCUUUUUCACCUUCACUAAUCUUUCGUCUCUUCAAUUUUUUGUUUCAUUAUAAUAAUUUUUAUAUUAUUUUAUGCUAUUAUUUUAUGUUUAAUAUUCCACUUUUGUCUAAUUUAAUUUUUACAUAUUAAAUGGAAAAUUGUUAUCAAAAUAUGACGAGUUUUGUUGUUAUUUGAUAGUGUAUGAAUGUCUAAAUACAAAAUUAUAUUGUCAUCUAUAUGUGUAUGUAUGACUCAAUAAAAUAUUUGUAAAAAACCGAACCAACCGAGCCGAACCAAACCGCAUUAGUUUGGUUUGGUUUAGUUCGGAUUUUUUUUAAAAGCCAACCGAACCAAACCAAACCGCACUAUUUUUUCUCUUGCGGUUCGGAUGAUUUUUUUCGUCAAAACCGCCCAAACCGCACCGCGAGCACCCCUAUCUACUUGUAGUGAAAUGGUUAGUUGUGAGCAGAUAUUUAAACAGUUUAUACAAAAUUAUGUGUUUAAACUUUGUUGCUACGUACGUAAUACACAAAAAGGGAUUCUGCUUCUGUUAGCUGUGUGUGGCGUAUAGAGUUUUGGUAAAGAGUCCAGGAGACAUGUUUAAUGUGCGAAAAGGACAUGCUUUAUUUUUUUGUUGCUUUGGAGAUCGCUUAGCCACACACCAUUGGUUGGUUUAGAAUAAGAUUGGCUGCUGUUACUUACUUCUCAUACACUAAUGGAUCUAAAAAAAAUAAUCAGUUCGGUUUGGAUCGAUUAUUAGAGUGUAAAGUGCUCUACACUAUCAUUCAUUCAUUCGACAAUGUGAGUACAUUUUUAGUUACAGAAACAAUUGCACCGCAUCAACUAUAUACUUCAGUGGUUCUUAUCUACACAACUCUAUCUAAUGGAACAAUAAGAUAUUAUCUAGCUAAAGUCCAUUGCAGAUUGAAAGCCCAAUUACACUAAGGUCCAAGACUGAAGUGUACACUAAUACUCCCCCUCAAGAUCAUGGUGGUGGCAAUGACACGACUUUGAGCUUGCUCCUUAAAUCCUAAAAAGCUGUAUUAGGAAAAGGCUUAGUCAUAAUAUCAGCUAACUGUUGUGACUGGAACAUGUGGAAAGCUUAUUUGCCAUGACCCUCUCUCUCUCUCUCUCUCUCUCUCUCUCUCUCUCUCUCUCUCUCUCUCUCUCUCUCUGACAAAGUGUAUAUCAAGCUCUAUAUGUUUGGUUCGAGCAUGUAUAAUUGGGUUGUGUGACAGGAGCACUGCACGGUUGUCACAAAGGAGGGUAGGAGAAUGACAUCUGACUUUUAACUAAGCCAGAAGAUUGCAGCCAGAGUAGCUCAGCUGUUGUAUGUGCUAAAGCUCUGUAUUCUACUUUUGCACUUGAUCUGGCUACAAGGGUUUGCUUCUUUGAGCUCCAAGAAAUCAGGUUUAGACCAAUGAAGAUGUAAGUUCCAGAAGUGGAUCUUCUAUCAUCUGGAUCAUUUGACCAAUCUGAAUCACUAUAGACCCUAAUUGAAAGUUCCUGAUUUAGAUUAGCAGGUGAUAAUAUUACACCAUAUGUUGCAGUACCACUAAGAUACCUUAGUAUCCUUUUAACCAUACUCUAAUGGCUAUCAAGGGGAUUAGCCAUGAACUGACAGGCUUUAUUCACACAAUAGGCUAUGUUAGGUCUAGUGAGUGUGAUGUACUGCAGAGCACCUACAACAAAUCUAUAUAACAAAGGAUCCUGCAUAGUAUCUGUACAAAACUUGUUGAGUUUACAUUGACUGAACAUUGGGGCUGCAACACCAUUAGAUGUUUCCAUGUUGACCUUGCUGAGCAGGUCCCUUAUAUAUUUUGUUUGUGUAAGAAUGAGAGAGCCAUUAAGUUGAUACUUAACUUCAAGACCAAGAAAGUAUUCAAGCUUCCCAUGUUUCUUGUGAGCAAAUUGAUCAUGAAGCAUGGAUAUUAGCUUGUGUAUCAAAUGAGAAGAGGAACCUAUGAUUAAUAUGUCAUCCACAUAUACUUGAACAUAUAAAGUGAUAUCUUGAUGGUUGUAAGUAAACAAAUAAUAAUCACCUCUGCUUACUAUGAAGCCAAAUUAAAAUAGUGUCUUGUGAAGCUUUUCAUACCAGGAUUAAGGUGCCUGCUUUAGCCCAUAUAAAUCCAUGUUCAGCUUGCAAACAAGAGAUUUGUUUUCAUUUUCAAAGUCUCGUGGUUGCAUCAUGUAAACUUCUUUUUCAAGGUUUCCAUUUAGAAAAGCAUUAUUGAUGUCUAUUUGUUGGACAUUCCAUUUAUAUGUCAAGACCAGAGUUAGAAGAACUUUCAUGGUGGAUGGUUUGACAAUAGGUGAGAAGGUUUCAUGAUAGUCAAACCCAUACUGUUGAUUGAAGCUUUUUGCAACAAGCCUUGCUUUAUACUUGUUGAGUGUGCCAUCCGAAUUUUCUUUGAUUAUAAAUACCCACUUGCAACCUAUGGAUUUUCUGUGGGAUGGGAGAGAAGUAAGUGUCCAAGUGUUUUUUGAAAGAAGGGUGUCGUACUCUUGUUUCAUAGCUUCAAACCAGUGAGGUUGAGAUAAGACCUGUUUAAUUGUGGUUGGUUCAGUAUGAGCUAAGAACACCUCAGGCUUUAGAUGACCUGUUUUGCAUGUGGUUACCAUAUAAUGGUUAUUUGUUACUAAGUGUGUUUCAAGAAUAGUAUUACGAAUAGAUGGAGAUAAGGAAGGUUCAGAAGAAGGAGAAAUUGGGGGAUUGGAUGAUGCUCAGGGGCAAAAAGUUGCUCAAAGCUACUUUGUCAUGUUGUGUUCCCAUACUCAGGUUAUGGGGAGAGAUUAUUACGGUCAUUGGUUAUAUCCAAUAGAUGUUGAUCAGACUCAGACAAGAAAUGUUGGGUAUCAUUAGGUGUAGUGUUAUUAAUGAUGGUGAGCUGUCUUGUAGGAUUUUCAGUAUGAUUAAUAGGUGACACCGGUUGGACAGAAUUGAUAUCAGUAGUCUGUGUGCUCUCAUUGCUAGAGCCACGUCCUGGGUUAUUGUGAGAGUGUAGCAGUCUAUGUGCAGGGAGGGAUUUAGUAGUCCUGAUUGAGUCAGUUUGAACAUUGCUACCAAUAAUACCAAAAUGAGGAAACAUAGUUUCAUUAAAAACAACAUCUUUGGAUAUGUAUAUUUUGUCUUCCUUACUCAAACAUUUGUGGCCUUUGUGAUGAGAGGAUAUUCCUAGAUAUGUGCACUCAGAACUUCUAAGCUGCAGCUUAUUUUUAUUGAAUGGUCUGAGGUGUGGAAAACAUGAGCACCCAAAAGUUCUAAGACUUUUGUAGUCAGAUAUUUGAUUGAAUAAAUCAUGAUAAGGGGAAGUGAACUUAGGAAAGGUAGAAAUGUGCAGUCUGUUUAGGAGGUAGACAACUAAAGUGAAGCUAUGGUCCUUAAACUCAAUAGGAAGACUAGCAUGAGCUAAAAGAGUGAGUCCCAUUUCUACUAUACUCAUAUGUUUUCUCUCCACAGUCCUAUGUUGAUGAGAAGUGUGAGGACAUGUUAACCUGUGCACUAUACCCAAGUCAUUCAAAUAUUUAGUGAAUGGUCUAAAUUCACCCCUAAAAUCAGACUGUACAAAUUUGAUUGUGACUUUGAUUUGAGUUUAGACAUACACCAUGAAUUAUUUAAAAAUGCAUAAGGCUUCAAAUUUAUGUUCUAGGAAGUAUAACCAGGUGUACUUGGUAUAAGUAUGAACAAUAGCUAUAUAAUAGGAAUAUUCCUGACUAGAGGGCCUAGGAGAAGGACCCCACAAGUCAACAUGAAUAAGUUCAAAGGGAGUAGUGUAACUAGUUUGAGAUAAAGGGGCAUGUAACCUAUGAGAUUUACCAACACUACAUGAGUUUCAGAAUUCAAUGCACUUUUUAUUUGGUAAUGACAUGUUACCAAAUUUCAAUACAGAUUUAAGGGUAACUACGUUAAUAUGACCCAGUCUAUUAUGCCAAAGAGAAAACUUAUUAGAACAAUUACUUGAAAAUUGUGUAAACUGGUCUUUGGAAGAUACACUAAUAGUGUUAACAACAGAGUGAUAUGUAGAUUCCACUGACAGAGUUGAAAAACAAUAUAGUCCACUAGUAUCCAAGAAUCCUUAUAAAAGAACCUCCUUAGACACCUGAGAUUUGACAAAGCAAUAAUCAGAAUGAAACUAAUUUUAGAUGAUAAGUGAGAGUAAAUAAGGUGCAACGGAAUAAUAUAGGAGAUAAGACAUGGAGAAAUAAGCAAUGGAAAUAAAUUAAAGAAGGAAAAUGCUUAUUAGUAAGAAAGUAUGAAAGCAAGAAAGGCAAGAAUUAAAUCUCAACCACUCAUUACUACCACCACCCCAUGAUCCCUAUUAAAAAAGAAAUUAAAUUUAAAAUCAAUUUAAAAUUAUCCUCUAAAACAAUGACAAGUGUUCAUUCUUGCAUUUCUUAUUCAAAUCAUUCUUACUAUAUAGCAUUACUCAUUAAAGAAUAGAAAAUUAAAGGAUAAAGGAUAGAAAGAUCGUACUAGAGAAUUAUCCGAGUUUGACCUAACUAAUUUGACCUACCCCGGUCCCCAUGAGCUUCCCCUUAAUAUUUCUACUAAAACAAUUUUGAGCUUUUCGCAAGAUCAACCCAAACAACCUUUCACAACAACUUGAGCUUUUACAUAGGACCAUCCAAAAAAACCUUAUAACAAAACCUAGAUUUUAGACCAACUUAAAUAUAAAAAAAAACUUUACUCAAACUUUUUUCAGGUUUAGAUUGCAACCUUCAAAUAAAAUACAAAUAUGUCAAAAAGACCAACACUCUUCAAUAAGCACUUUAUGCACAUAAAAUACAAAUAUAUACAAGAAACUAACACUCUUCAAUAAGCACUUUCAGCACAUCACCAGCAUUGGCGGAGC